Molecule: messenger RNA, 684 nt
Organism: Talaromyces stipitatus ATCC 10500
Lineage: Eukaryota; Fungi; Ascomycota; Eurotiomycetes; Eurotiales; Trichocomaceae
Exons: 2
Coding region: 1-684 (227 amino acids)
Molecular function (GO): protein binding
Source: RefSeq, a predicted model, not a curated record
AUGUCGCGAUCUCUCAGUGACCUACCGGUCGACGUCAUUCUGCUCUACAAAAAAAUCCUGAGAGCAGAGCAUACGUUCAACGGCACCUGGUUCGCGCGUCGGGAAAAUCCGAAUCAUUGGACAGCCCACGUUAACAAGUGGUCAUCGGAGCUGCUUUUGAGCUAUUUUCGUCAAGCAAGCAUAGAUAUCCUGCAACGUGGUUUCUCAAUAUUCAACUUUCUGCACUUGGUUGCGAGAGAAGGCAACCCUCGGCUAGCAGAAAUCCUCGUGAAUAAAGGCCUUGAGCUUGACAUGAAAGAUUUUGCGAAAAGAACACCUCUACAUAUUGCUUUGAUACAUCAUCAAGAAGAUACGGCCAUUGUGUUUCUGAAUGCUGGGGCAGAUGUGAUGUUAUUCAAGGGAUAUGCUCUUUUACUUGCGGCAGAGAAUUGCUCUAGUACAAUGGUCGAACGCAUCCUUAAGAAGAUGGAUGCACUGCAACAACCUGUAACUACGUCUCCUACUAUGGGAUUUCCACAAAUCACCUAUGUUCAACAUGUCAAAAAUAUUGCUCUCACUGCAGCCACAAUACGCCAGGCACGAGGUGUAAAGAAUGUUCUUAUCCGCCAUGGAGCUGAUCCCCAUUGGCAAACAGACUCGCCAUUGUGCAUAGGCAUGUUUCGAACCUUUGUAUUGACGGAUUGA